GCUCCCCCGGGGUCCCCGGGAAGGGGCGAGGGCUCACCGAUGUGCGUGAGGAGGUGCCUGGUGGGCCUCACCUUUUGUACCUGCUACCUAGCUUCUUACCUCACGAACAAGUAUGUCCUGUCUGUCUUGAAAUUUACCUACCCUACAUUAUUCCAAGGGUGGCAGACAUUAAUUGGUGGACUUUUGCUUCAUGUGUCAUGGAAACUGGGCUGGGCCGAGAUCAACAGCAGUUUAAGAUCUGAUGUUUCAACGUGGCUUCCUGCUUCGGUGCUGUUUGUGGGUAUAAUCUAUGCUGGUUCCAGAGCAUUAUCCAAACUGGCCAUUCCUGUGUUUCUCACUUUGCAUAAUGUAGCUGAAGUUAUCCUCUGUGGGCACCAGAAGUGUUUUCGGAAAGAGAAAACUCCUCCUGCAAAGACCUGUAGUACCCUCUUCCUCCUGGCUGCUGCAGGAUGCCUUCCCUUCAACGACCCCCAGUUUGAUCCUGGUGGAUAUUUCUGGGCUGUAAUUCACUUACUCUGCGUAGGGGCUUAUAAGAUACUACAGAAGGCCCGGAAACCCAACGUGCUAAGCGACAUUGACCAGCAGUACUUAAACUAUAUGUUCAGUGUGUUGCUCUUGGCACUUGCGUCUCAUCCCACAGCCCGCCUCGGACCACCCCACGGCUCAUCAGAGUCCCCCACCGCAGCCCGCGCUGGGCUGGGAAGGCUACCAGUGCCCCGCGAACCCCGUUCUGAUGAGAGCCUGGGUGCAGAGAGGAGCAGUGCCCGAGGAAUCUCGAGGUCCUGCACUUAGCUCAUCUCCUCUCUGUCCUUCCUCCUCACCACACGGACCGCACGGCCAGUGCCCUCGCACUGAGAGGGACACUGGAAGGGGGCCAAGAACCACAGUGGCCAGAGUGAGCGAAACCCUGCAU
This is a messenger RNA of Neomonachus schauinslandi (Hawaiian monk seal), 913 nucleotides long. It is a transcript of the gene SLC35D4, whose product is annotated as transmembrane protein 241. The transcript has 12 exons. NCBI's taxonomy places the organism in Eukaryota, Metazoa, Chordata, Mammalia, Carnivora, Phocidae. Gene Ontology annotation, molecular function: antiporter activity. The record is from RefSeq and is a predicted model, not a curated record. Gene Ontology annotation, cellular component: Golgi apparatus. The coding region runs from base 40 to 792 and encodes 250 amino acids.